GCUACGCCAACAAGUGCCUUUUUUAUUAUGAAUAGAUUGAGUAUGAAAAAUAUGAUGGAGCCAAUAACAAACACAAUGGAGUUUAAACUUCAAGAUCCAUUCCUCCUGUACAGGAAUAGUGCAAAAGAGAUAUUUGGUAUUUGGUUCUAUGAUGUCAAGGAAUGCAAAAGACUAGCCAGCCUAUUGACUAUGAUCAGUUCCCAGAAAAAUGCAUCAGGAAGUGCCACAGUCAUUUCACCCAAACCAUCAUAUACUCAAGAGAAGCCAAAGGUACAGAUAUCAGCUGUAGCAGUGAAAUAUAUUCCUAUGGGAAAAUUAUGUGAUGGCAACAAGGAUUUCAAUAACAUUUUCCACAAGUGGCUGCUGCUGGUAUUAGUGGAAAGUCCAAGCAAUACCACAGAGGAAAAAGUUGAUAUCAUGCAGUUAUUUGCCAAGGCCCAGGAGAAAUACAAUAAUCAGUCCAAGGCAAGCGGUGCAAGUGCAGCAGCUACUCAGGUAGUAAACGCAGCCCCAAGACCACAGAUACCUUCUGAGCAAAGAGAACAUCAACAGCGAUUCCUCCAACAAAACCAACAACCACUGGAACAGUUUCAAAAAAUAUUGCAAACUCAGGACACACAGCCAAAGAAGCAAAGAGCACACUCUACCCCUGUCCCCUACCUGUUAGGAAAUUUGUCACUGUCCCCUGUGGGGAAAGGACCAUCCAAAGGGGAGGGGCAACAGAAUGGUGUAUCACCAGCAAGGGAGGGACAGACAAGUAAGAAGAAACUGAAAGUGAAGAGUAUCCCUCUGUCAGAUGUGAAGGCUCCAGUAAUUUCAGGAUCCAUGAAUAGAAGUCAGGAUGACUCUGCAGUUACUGAACAAGGAAAAGCAGGUGCACAAAGAAAGUUAUUUCAGAAUGAGAAGGUGGAAACAAAAAGCCUGGCCAUGGCAUCUGCAACACCCACAGUUCCUCCACAGACAAUAAUGGCGUCUCAAGCAAAGGACUCUCCUCAGAAGCCACAGCUGGACCAAGGGGGUGCCACAGCAGCAUCACUUAUGUCUCCAUUAGCGUUCAAAACCUCAGGGAAAGUGACUGUUCAAACACCAACACCACCUCAGCCCAAACAGCCUCCAAAAAUGGACAUCGCUCCUCUAACACAAGAACAGCUAGUUCAAGCGCUGACAUAUUUAUUAAAGAAUGACUCGCAGUUCGUAGCCAAAAUACACGAGGCAUACUUCAAAAGUCUUCAGGAGAAAUUACCAACGUAGCCAUAACUGUCUCCACGAUUGGUAUUCCUUUGUCAAUCAGCAGGCAAAAACCUGGAUUCCUUUUUGCAGUGGGACACCAAAGGUAGAAGAUAUCGACCUGAAGGGUUAUGUGAAGAAGGAUAUAUGAUGGCAAGGUUUAACACGUUUUAAAUCCAAUUGAAAAUAAUUCAAUAGUAAAAAAUUGCGAGGAUGAUUGGGAAGCUAUGAGUAUCUCGUGAUAUCCAAAAGUAAGUUUUUCUAGCAUGUACAAAUUUUUCCUUUAAUUUUAGCUAAUGUUUGUUGUACUUUUAUGUGAUAGAGAAAUAAUUAUUGACCAUGAAACUCAAGCAAAAAGGAAUAAUUAUGGAGACGAAUGAAGGGACUAAAGAUGACAAAUUUGGAAUAAAUGUUUAACCCU
This is a messenger RNA of Pocillopora verrucosa, 1648 nucleotides long. The record is from RefSeq and is a predicted model, not a curated record. NCBI's taxonomy places the organism in Eukaryota, Metazoa, Cnidaria, Anthozoa, Scleractinia, Pocilloporidae.